CCUGUGUGUUUCAACACAGAGCAACCCAGCUGACUCUGACGUGAACUGAGGGAUAGAAGUGUGUUUUCUGAAACAGAGCGGUGAGUGCAGACAUACAGACAGGCACACUGUGAGAACAACAUAAACAUCAACUUAAAAAGCUUAGGUUAUUUUUUUCCCGAUUUAGGCUAAUUGAUCUAACAAAACCAAUUACGUAACAUCAGAUUUUUUGCGAGAGUAUUUUUCGACAGAAGAAAACAGCAAGAUGAGGAGCACAUGGAUCUGUAUGGUUAUACUGACAGCACUUGGAGGACUGAAUACAGGGGGGUGGGUUGGAGCCUCGAGAAGCCAAGGUGGGCGAAACCGGAACAGGCAGAAGGAAAGCCCCAUCGACAAGAUCACUGCAGACCCCAACCUCAGCCUUAACCUGAUGGCCGGGAAAUGGUUUCUGAUUAGUGCCGCCUCAAAAUGCCCCUACCUCCUGGAAAAUGGUUUUAAAGUGGAGAGUACUUUCAUCUCUGUGACACCACCUACCUCCACUGAUGGUCUGUUGGUCAGCACUCACAGGAAACUGAAUCAGCAGUGUUGGGAGAUCAAGCAAGAGUACCAGACCACUAAAACCACAGGAAGAUUCUUGUUCUCGAACAAGAAUCCAAGAAAAAACAUUGAUAUUGUGAUUGCCGAAACAGACCACAGCUCCUAUGUCAUAUUGUACUUUCAGAGGCAAGGAAAAAUCUCCAUGAAAUUAUAUGGUCGAUCCCCAAAAGUGCCAGACUCUAUUGCAGAUAAAUUUGAGGAGCUCGCAGCAAAACAGAAUCUUGGGUUGGAUUAUGUCUUCCAGUUCCCAGAUUACAGCUUCUGUGAGACCACUGACAAAGAUUAUGUGCUGGUCAUAUAAUGGAUCAUUGUCCGUCUCUGUCCUGGGCAACAUUCAUGGAGUAUUUGGGAACAGUGAAAGCAUAUUUGUCUACGAAUCUGGAUCACGCGUAAUUUGAUACAAUUGCUUCUGUACUUAUGAAGAGAUACAAUAGCAACAUUAAACACAACUAAUUUUUCA
Clupea harengus (Atlantic herring) is the source of this 1036-nucleotide messenger RNA. RefSeq names its product complement C8 gamma chain (gene c8g). Gene Ontology annotation, molecular function: complement binding. The record is from RefSeq and is a predicted model, not a curated record. Gene Ontology annotation, biological process: complement activation. Gene Ontology annotation, cellular component: extracellular exosome; membrane attack complex; blood microparticle. NCBI's taxonomy places the organism in Eukaryota, Metazoa, Chordata, Actinopteri, Clupeiformes, Clupeidae.